CAGCCAUUCAUCCGCCUCCUGGUCCCAUAAAAGAGCCUGGCGUGGGUCCUGCGAGCGGCGAGGGCUCCGUGGGCUCCGUGGGGGGCCAUGCGGGCUCCGAGGGGCGAAGGCCGGGCUCUGGGGUGGGUCCUGGGAGCCGUGGGGCUCCUCGCCGCCCUCAGCGCCGCCGGCACCCUCUUCCUGUGGGUCCAGUGGAGGGAGAUGCAAGGGGCGCUGCGGGCGCUGCAGGAGGAGAAGCCGGCGGAGAUGCAGCUCUUCAGGGCUCCUCCAAGGAGCGAGGAGGAGGAGGAGGAGGAGGAGGGGGGCCCCGCUGGGAAGACCCCCCAAGGCCCCUGGGCAGAGCACGAGGAGGAGGAGGAGGACCCCUCCCUGGGCAGGAACAAGAGGAGCCACCGCCGGAGGGGUCUUUCCAAGGGCCACAUCCGAGCAGAGAGCGAGGAGAUGCUCAUGAUGAUGACCUACUCCAUGGUCCCGGUCCGUGUCAUGGUGGAGCUAUGCAACAGCACCAAAGGAGUGUGUUUAACAGGGCCACCAGGAUUGCCAGGUCCCCCUGGGCUUGAUGGAUUGCCCGGUUACAAUGGGUCAGAUGGCAUUCCUGGAAUCCCAGGGCAAAAGGGAGAUCCUGGAAGAAGAGGAAAAAUGGGGCCCAAAGGGGAUCCUGGAGAGACUGGCGAAAAGGGGGAUCCUGGUGAAAUUGGCCUCCCUGGGAAAGAAGGGCCGCGAGGAGAGAAAGGGUCCCGAGGGCCCAAAGGAGACAAAGGAGAGGCGAAUAAUGAAGUCAUCGCUGAAGGGCCCAAAGGAGAACCAGGACCCCCUGGCCCACCGGGACCCCCAGGACCUCCAGGCCCCCCAGGAAAGCGCAAAGCAAAACCCCAAGUGGAAGAGAAGAUGUUCAGUGCUGAGUGCAAAGGGGAGACCUGUGCUAUCCCGAACGAUGAUACUCUGGUGGGGAAACCCAAAGAAAGGGCACACCUUUACCAGCACAGGAAGCCAGAGUGUAUCAUCAAAUCCAUUGGGAGCCCCAAUGAGGUUAUACAGUUGAAACAAAGCUACGGAGCGUGGAUGAUGGAUCUUGCAAACAGAAGCGACGAGACAAUUUGGAUCGCUGAGCAUUUUACAGGUCAUAUAAUAAAAGAAUACCAAGACCUUGAGGCAUUGCGCAACAACAGCUACAACGUCACUGAGCUCCCCUGGUCGUAUUAUGGAUGUGGUCAUGCUGUCUAUGACAACGCUCUGUACUAUCAACGCGUGGGACGUAACAUCAUUGUGAAAUAUGACUUGGCAACAGGAUUGGCCAAAACACUCUCCAUCGAGAACGCCUGGUACUAUGAGCGCAUGUACCUUUUUAACACGUCCAAGUCCUACUUCAGCAUCGCUGCCGAUGAAAACGGGCUCUGGGUGAUGUAUCUAUCGAGGCCCGAUGAGCAUAUUGUGGUCGCGCACGUCGACCCGGAAGCAUUUUCAGUGCUGCAGCACAUCAAUACAACUUACCCACAGUCCAAAGCGGGGAGUGCCUUCGUCGCCUGCGGAGUGUUGUACAUCACCGAUAAGAACCAGAUCCACGUGGCGUUUGCCUUUGACCUCUUGCGAGAGAAGCAGCUGGACACAAGCUUUGAGUUGAAACUGUCCCUCUCUGAUGCGAGUUUUGCACUCAAAGUUUCCGCGCUCAAGAAGAACGACACAACGUUUACGCCUGUACUAGCAAUGCUCUCCUACAAUCAGGUCGACAAGCAACUCUACACUUGGGAGCAUGGCUUCCUAAUGCAGUACCCCAUCCAUUUUAUCCGCUGAACUCAUUUUGAGAUGAAGAUUUCUCUAUCAAGAUGAUUAUUUCUGGCCUUCAUAAAAACAGCAGUCUUUUUGAGAAAAUGGGUACAUCAAUCAAUGUUUGUUUUCUCCUGUAUUUGAUUUUAAAAACCCUUUCAUUCUGAAAAUCUGCUUUGUGGAUUUGGGUGAAUUCUUAAAAUGUGAACCAAAACAAAAUUCUUCCCCGAUUGCACUUGCCAGACGUCAUUUUUAGGCGGAGAGAAACUAUUGUGCCUAUUUGAUGCAAAUGUAUUAAAAGAAGAGGUCACUUCACAUAAAAAGAGGUGGCAAAACUCACUAAAAAUUGAUGUGGUUCAAUGAGACAGGGAUGGAAAUGCAACCUUUUCAAAGUCCAAAGUCCUGAGCUGAGAAGAAUAAAUCUGUCAAUCUCACAUAUGCUAUACCCGACAAAAUGAAAAGGAGCAAUAGCUCCCUGAAACAGGGUACAAAAAUACCUGGGACCCCUGUAGACUUGGGACUUUAUUUGGACUUUACUUUCGAAGACUUUUUUGAGAGCGGUGCUCUAUCAUUAUUUUCUUCAUUCCAGUAUACAGCAACAUGACCAACCAUCUGUUUAAAUUGUUUGGAAGAUAUUUUCAUUGACUAUGUAUCCCUGAAGCCUAUAUACAUUGGAACCAAUACCAGACUUGAAUAACUUUUGUGUUAGAGCUGUUGCUCCUUUUCAUUUUGUCGGGUACGGCCAAAUUGAGCUUUGUACGGGGAACUUUAAUAAUAUAUGUUAUUUGGACACAUUUUCUUUGUACAUAGACUAUCGUAUGUUUGUAUAGAUACUUUACAAGUAUUCUGGGAUUUUGUAUAGUAAUCUCACAUAUGCAUCAUUUUUUUUAAAAAAAAUCUAAAUUUUCAGAGAUAUUAUCAUCUCAGAGGAAUUCCAGACAUGAAUCAAUCAGACACGAGGAAGCCAGGCCAUCCUGGACCUUCCACAAAUAUAUAAACUUCCCUUUCUUAAUUUUCUAAUAUAUAAUAUUAAUUUUCCACAUGAUAUGGAGGUGCAGCAGGUCCUUGUCUGUGUUUGCGAGUUCGUUGCAGAUGGUGUGAAUUCUCUCACGUAAGAGGUUGCAUUCCAGGUGGUCAUAAAUACGGUGAGCCUGUGGUGUUUUGAAAGUCCUUUUGGCUACGGGAAAUUGUGGGAUACGAUCUGUGUCUCUGACCAAAGCCAUUCCGUGGGUUUCCAUGGCUGAGCAGGGACCUGAACAAGACUCAGAGUCCAACAACCAGUGCAAGAAAGCCACUGCAACACACUGGCUCUCUAUAAAUAGUAUAUUUCUAUUGAAGCAGAGGCGAAAAGUGUGCCUUUGUGUGCACAUCUUGCAUAAACACAUAUGACACAAGUUACAAUUCUUUGCAUAGUUUACAUGUAGGCUGCUUUUGGCUUUAUAGAAGAGAGGAUGCUUAAUACUGUGUGCCAGCAUAGCCUAAAAAGGCUUUUGUGGUGUUUUUUUUUUGUACAACCAAAUGUGUUGUAUGUAAUGCUGUGCUGCUACAAUGCUACUUUUCAUAAACAUUUUCUAAGGACAAUGGACAGUCCAACCCCCUUCAAAAAGCCCACACGUUUCCCAUCCAGGCUCUAAAUGAGACUCUAUGGGAUGCAUAAAAUGUGCAAGGAACCUAUACAUGGAAUGACAACUCCAGAAAGAAAGGGUUGCAACAUAAUAAGCUUGGGGCAAAGCCUCCUGUUACUACUUUGAAAGCUAGAGACUCUAGGGUGUUCCGUGAAAUAAAAGGAAUUUAUUUAAGUUACAAAGGUAAAACCAACAAAUGACAUUUGCUUUCUCCUCAUAUACAUACUUCACAGCUUGCAAUUAAAAAUUGCCUUUAGACAAAGGUGCAGUUUUUAUCUCAGCAUUUCGUCCCCGUCCCCCCCUUUUACAAUACAACACAGACAUCAAGGUUCCCGUUGAAGGAGGAAAAAAAAAUACAAUUUUGUUUAACAUUUAAAUACACAGACAUCUGCUCCAUUAUCUUAGUGAGAGCCUGUCUUCCUGUUUACAACAGAGAAAAAAUACAUCUAAAGAUGACGGACGAUAGCUGGUAUAUUACAAGCAAACAAUACUGACCUCUGCAUAGUUUAUACAAUAUGCUGCGAAAACAGUUUAGAUUACCAGUUUUGUCAACUAUUUACUAGCUGGCCACAUGUAAGCCUGACAUUCAUCUGAAAUGUGGCAAUUGUAUGGGUCUACCAGUAGCUUCUUCUAUAGCUUUAGUGACUGCAGUGCAUUUUAAAAAAUUUCUCUCUCAAAAUAAAAUAGGAAUUUAAAAGUCCUCAAAGGAUGGCUAAAAAUAGGGUUGCGUUGAUUACAAAUGGCAGAUUCUUAAUUCAAAAGAAGGAGUCAAAAAAAAGGGAGGAUUUAAAUUGUGGAAUUGAUGUUACGAAAGACAUGGAGCGACUCGUGAAAAUGGAAGUCCUUCUGAUUGGAUUCCUUCUUUCCUUCCAUAAUGUCUCAUACAACUUACUUAUCCCAAUGUCAUUAAAUGCCUUGAUUCCUAGCCCUCCCCAGUCAACGGUACAAAGAAAGAGAUGAAGAAAUGCAAGGAAAGGAUUAAGGUAUAUAUUAUCGAAAGGGGAAGGAAUAGAACACUAGGCUUUCAUUUUCAAUGGCGGCCCCAUGCAUUUCACAAUGUCUGUGUUUGUUGCCCAAAGAGAUUUUU
Molecule: messenger RNA, 4476 nt
Organism: Anolis carolinensis (green anole)
Lineage: Eukaryota; Metazoa; Chordata; Lepidosauria; Squamata; Anolidae
Gene: gldn
Product: gliomedin
Exons: 10
Coding region: 88-1791 (567 amino acids)
Biological process (GO): signal transduction
Cellular component (GO): cell surface
Source: RefSeq, a predicted model, not a curated record